GGCUCGAUGGACAUAGAGCUAUCUAUAGAAGAGGAGGAUGUUGGUUGGAGCAGUCGGCGAGAGAGAAUGCAUAAUGCGUUGGCAGCUAGGCGAACUGCGGUGCAACAAGAUCCAGCGGAAGUGUAUGCAAUUGCUCGCAAACUGAGGGAGGUCAUCAAUGGCGCCGACGUUGACGAGUUCAUUUCCCAGAUCGAAAAGCUUGCCGAUCAAGCCCGUCUGUCUACCAUUCUCAAUUUCCAGGGGCUGUCAAGGGGUUCACUGCUCCACACUGCGGCAGGUGUUGGCAAGGUUGACAUCCUAAGGCUUCUAGUUGAUUAUGUCCAUGACCACCUCAUAACCGCCCAAGAUGAUUGGGGAAAUACCCCGCUCCACAUUGCUGCUAAGGCCGGGGACUCUAAAGCCGCCGCCAUAUUGAUUCGCCGGGCAAGAGGCCUCCCUGACCUAAUCCUGAGGAUGAAGAACAAACAUGAAAACACGGCUUUGCACGAAGCCGUGCUUAACUGUCAUUUCAACGUGGUGAGGCUUUUGUUGAGAGAAGACUUGGAGCCCGUGUAUUGGAAGAACAUCGAUCAAAAAUCUCCCCUGUGCCUAGCCCUUGACACUAGCGACUCCAAGAUGCUUGAGUUGCUACUUUCGCUCUCGCUCGAACCAUCGAGGAUACAAGGCUUGCCGCCCGUUCAUGGUGCCAUUAGAAGUUCUAACUAUGAAUUAGUCGCCAUGAUAUUCAAAAAGAACACGAAGUUAUUUGCAAUGACCGACUCCGACGGCGGUAAUGCAUUCCAUAUAGCAGCUGUAUCGAACGAGGCCCAAGUAUUCGAACUCUACUUAGGACCAGAAACUGAAUAUUUGGCCCGAGAACGGGACAUGAAUGGGGAUCUUCCCAUUCAUAUUGCGAGCAAGAAGGGAAAUGUUGAACUGAUCAAGAAGCUAGAACCGGUUUCAAAGUUGCUAAACGGGCGAGGACAAUCCGUUCUUCAUAUCGCGGCCAAAUAUGGGAGAACCUCAGCAGUGAGGUACAUACUCAGACACCCAGAACUGGCGUUGCUGAAAAAUGAAAGAGAUCAUGCUGGAAACACGCCUUUACACUUGGCUGCGAUGUAUUCGCAAUCCGGUGCCUUGAUUCUUCUUGCGCGGGACGAAAGAAUUCAACCCUUCCUUCUCAACCACCAACGCUUGACUGCUUAUGACAUUGCUCUGGAUGGCGUCAGAGGCAAGCAUGCGUAUCGAAAGGAAUUGGCUUUCGAGGUGUUGAAAACCACGCUGGCCAAAAGCAGAGACAUAAUCCAACAAAGGCCGGAAGCUCGAAAUAAAGACUUUCCAUUAGAAGGCGUUGACGCAUUGAAGCCAAGCAUGGACGACACGAACGAUCGGAUCAAUAUCCGUCUGCUGGUGGCCGCGCUUGUGGUCACCGUGACUUUCGCAGCCGGUUUCACAGUUCCCGGAGGAUUUAAUGGCUCGGACACGGCCUCCAAAGAUGAGCGGGGCAUGGCUACAAUGUUGGACAAGAGAAUGUUCCAGGCUUUCGUGCUUUGCAACACCAUCGCGAUGAUCAGCGCGAUGACCGCGGCCGUCGACCUCGUGUUGGCGCAGCAUAAUGAUCCCCGCAUGGCGCUAACUGCUUACGUGCACUCAGUACCGCCGCUAAUAGUUGCACUCCUGGCGAUGUCCGCAGCUUUCAUAACUGGCGUCACCUUGACCAUCGGCAAACUGCCAUGGCUUGCUAACACCAUAUUUUAUUUGGGACUCAUUUUCCUCCUGAUUUUCUCAACUUGUAAAUUGUUAGAGUAUGGUCCCUUCAUUCUGACCUACCUUCUUCGGACCCGUUCUCUCAGUCUCAUGAUAUACUGGCUUGUUCUCGCUUCCAUUUAUUGGUGGAAUAUUGAGACUUUCCUUUAUGAUGACCGGGAAGAAGACUGGACGACCAGCCAGAUCUCCGUAGAUCGGCCUCUGGAUGGUGCUGUGAAUCGAAUCACCAAUGACUCGGGGACGACUCGGGGACAAUGA
Molecule: messenger RNA, 2004 nt
Organism: Rhodamnia argentea
Lineage: Eukaryota; Viridiplantae; Streptophyta; Magnoliopsida; Myrtales; Myrtaceae
Product: protein ACCELERATED CELL DEATH 6-like
Exons: 3
Coding region: 7-2004 (665 amino acids)
Cellular component (GO): plasma membrane
Molecular function (GO): protein phosphatase regulator activity; protein phosphatase 1 binding
Source: RefSeq, a predicted model, not a curated record